Pipra filicauda (Wire-tailed manakin) is the source of this 1105-nucleotide messenger RNA. RefSeq names its product translation initiation factor IF-2-like. The record is from RefSeq and is a predicted model, not a curated record. Lineage: Eukaryota; Metazoa; Chordata; Aves; Passeriformes; Pipridae. Bases 15 to 1082 code for a protein of 355 amino acids. The transcript is spliced from 2 exons.
UCACCAGGGAUGGGAUGGGAUCGAUCCCGAGGCUGUGCAUCCCUCACCAGGGAUGGGAUCGAUCCCAAGGCUGUGCAUCCCUCACCAGGGAUGGGAUGGAUCCCGAGGCUGUGCAUCCCUCACUGGGGAUGGGAUCAAUCCCAGGGCUGUGCAUCCCUCCCCGGGGCUGGGAUCGAUCCCGAGGCUGUGCAUCCCUCACCAGGGAUGGGAUCGAUCCCGAGGCUGUGCAUCCCUCACCAGGGCUGGGAUGGAUCCCAAGGCUGUGCAUCCCUCCCCGGGGCUGGGAUCGAUCCCGAGGCUGUGCAUCCCUCACUGGAGAUGGGAUCGAUCCCGAGGCUGUGCAUCCCUCACCAGGGAUGGGAUGGGAUCGAUCCCGAGGCUGUGCAUCCCUCACCAGGGAUGGGAUGGGAUCGAUCCCGAGGCUGUGCAUCCCUCACCAGGGAUGGGUUGGGCUCGAUCCCAAGGCUGUGGAUCCCUCACUGGAGAUGGGAUCGAUCCCGAGGCUGUGGAUCCCUCACCAGGGCUGGGAUGGAUCCCAAGGCUGUGCAUCCCUCUCCGGGGUUGGGAGAACUGCCCAGCCGGCUUGGGGGGGGGCUCAGGGGCCUCUGCCCUCCUUGACAUCUCAGCCCCCAGGCCCGGGGCAAGGAGAGGGCAGCUGGGGCUGUGCCGGUGGAGCUCCGGGAUCGCUCCCAAAGGGCUCGUCGGAGGGAUAUUCAGAACCCAGGAUGGAGCAGGGAGCUGGGAUGGAGCAGUGGGGACACUCCAGUGCCCCCCAGGGUGAGGGCCCAGCGCUCCCCCAGUGCCUGUCCCCUCUGCCCCAUGGUAGCUCUGGAGGUCCCCGCCGUGGGGACACAGGACACGGUGCCCCAGUAGCCCCCAGGGAGCCCCGGGGGUGGGCGAGGGCCAGGCCCUGCCCCUCCCUCCCCGUGGAGGGCUCCCACAGCUCAAACACCCUCCCGAGAUCCCCCACCCGGAGGGGUCGGCGGCUGGACGGCCCCGGGGGGGGGGCUCACAGGGUCUCUGGCACGGCGGGAGCUCUCCCCGCGUGCCUCGGGAUCCUCCGCGUGUUCCCUCUGGAUUAGUGAUCCCCGCGGCCGGAGCCUUU